Mytilus trossulus (common blue mussel) is the source of this 4069-nucleotide messenger RNA. Its product is annotated as mucin-22-like. Gene Ontology annotation, molecular function: G protein-coupled receptor activity. Bases 1 to 3714 code for a protein of 1237 amino acids. The transcript has 24 exons. The record is from RefSeq and is a predicted model, not a curated record. Gene Ontology annotation, cellular component: plasma membrane. Gene Ontology annotation, biological process: cell surface receptor signaling pathway; adenylate cyclase-activating G protein-coupled receptor signaling pathway; negative regulation of angiogenesis. Lineage: Eukaryota; Metazoa; Mollusca; Bivalvia; Mytilida; Mytilidae.
AUGGCAGUUGUUCUUCCUGGAUAUGCUGCAACGACAACAACUAUAACAACUGUCAAUAAUUUUACGAUUAAACCAACAACUGCUGCUAAUGAAACAUUUUUUUCUGCUGAACCAACAACAGAAACAGCAAACGAAACAACUACAUUAUCCACUGUGGGGACAACAACACCUUCUAUGACUACUGCUCCUUCUUCUCCUACUGAAAUAGCAACUACAUCAAACCAGGUGACAAACACAUCACCAACAACACUUUCUACGGAUGUAACAACAACCACAUCAACUGUGGGGACAACAACACCUUCAAUGACUACUGCUCCUUCGUCUACAAAAAUAGCAACUACAUCAAACCAGGUGACAACCACAUCACCAACAACUAUUUCUACGGAUGUAACAACAACCACAUCAACUGUGGAGACAACAACACCUUCAAUGACUACUGCUCCUUCGUCUACUAAAAUAGCAACUACAUCAAACCAGGUGAAUACUUCUUCCGAUGAAACAACAACGGCAUCAACCCAGGUGACAACGACAUUACCUACAACUUCUUCUUCCGAUGAAACAACAACGGCAUCAACCCAGGUGGCAACGACAUUACCUACAACUACUUCUUCCGAUGAAACAACAACGGCAACAACACAGGAGAUCUCCACAUUACCUACAACUACUUCUCCAGAAGAAACAACAACGGCAUCAACCCAGGUGACAACAACAUUAGCUACAACUACUUUCCCCGAUGAAACAACAACGGCAUCAACCGAGGAGACCUCCACAUUACCUACAACUACUUCCUCCGAUGAAACAACAACGGCAUCAACCCAGGAGACCUCCACAUUACCUACAACUACUUCUUCCGAUGAAACAACAACGGCAUCAACCCAGGAGACCUCCACAUUACCUACAACUACUUCUCCCGAUGAAACAACAACGGCAUCAACCCAGGAGACCUCCACAUUACCUACAACUACUUCUUCCGAUGAAACAACAACGACAUCAACCCAGGAGACUUCCACAUUACCUACAACUACUUCUCCCGAUGAAACAACAACGGCAUCAACCCAGGAGACCUCCACAUUACCUACAACUACUUCUUCCGAUGAAACAACAACGGCAUCAACUCAGGUGACAACCACAUUACCUACAACUACUUCUUCCGAUGAAACAACAACGGCAUCAACCCAGGUGACAACAACAUUAGCUACAACUACUGCUCCUGAUGAUACAACAACGGCAUCAACCCAGAUGACAACAAUAUUAGCUACAACUUCUUCUCCCGAUGACACAACAACGGCAUCAACCCAGGAGACCACAACAUUACCUACAACUACUUUCCCCGAUGAAACAACAACGGCAUCAACCCAGGAGACCACAACAUUACCUACAACUACUUUCCCCGAUGAAACAACAACGGCAUCAACCCAGAUGACAACCACAUUACCUACAACUACUUUCCCCGAUGAAACAACAUCGGCAUCAACCCAGGUGACAACCACAUUACCUACAACUACUUUCCCCGAUGAAACAACAACGGCAUCAACCAAGGUGACAACCACAUUACCUACAACUACUUUCCCCGAUGAAACAACAACGGCAUCAACCCAGGUGACAACCACAUUACCUACAACUACUUUCCCCGAUGAAACAACAACGGCAUCAACCGAGGAGACCACCACAUCAGCUUUAGCUACUUUUUCAAAUGUUAAAACAACAGACUAUUUAGACACUACAACUUCAUUUAAACUUACAACGUCAUCACCUCUGAAAGUUACAACGUCUACCAAAGUUGUAAUAGCCUAUUGUCCAAGAGAAAUAUUUAACAAUAUAACAUGGUCACAGACAGAAGCAGGACAAAAAGACACACACAAAUGUCCUUCUGGAUAUACAGGUAAUAUUUUCCGGAAAUGCAACGACAACGGUGGUUGGGAAAAUCCUGUGUAUAUAGAAUGUGUUAAUAUGGUUCUUCAUGACACAACAGAAAAGCUGGAUAAACUUGGAAACAGUACGAAUUCUACGGAAGCAACAGCAGUUAUAGAUAACGUACUAGAUACAAUAAACAAUAAUACUAUUGGAAACGGAAAUCCUCCUACAUCUGGAGAUUUGAAACAUACCACUGAUAUACUGUCUCAAAUUGUUGGAAUAGGAACAUCGAAAAAUGCGACUGUUGAUCCACAGAAAUUUGGAGAUGUUUUGAAUUCGGUGUUGGAUACAAAUAAUAGCGGCAGCUGGAAUGAAGUAAAUUCGCAGGACCAAUCCGACGAAGGUGCAUCAAAAAUUAUGGGAAUAGUAGAUAGUCUAGGUAGUCUCGUUCAAAAGAAGUUACUCCCUAAUGAAACCAGAAUCAUUAACAAAACAAAUUUAGUUAUAGAGGUUUCAACAUUGAAGAAAAACCUAACUUUCCCACCAGAUUCAAAUUCGAUGUCAAAAUUGAUUCUUGCAAACCAACCAUCUCUACAAGAUACACUUUACACAGCGGCCCUAUACAGAACAUUGUCGGGUAUACUUCCAACAACACCAAAUAGAUCAGUUGGUUCUGACGUUAUUUCUGUAUCAUUUGGCCAAGCUAUUAACAACUUAACAGAAAAUAUCACAAUCAGAUUUGAGCAAAAUAAAAAGGUGGCAUAUACAGAUCCAAAGAUAUCUUGUGGAUAUUGGAACUUCAGUUCUAGAAGUUGGGCUAGUAGCGGAUGUUAUCUCAAACAGACUGAAUCAAAUGUUUCUACAUGCACAUGCAAUCAUUUAACUAAUUUUGCUAUUUUGAUGAGUCCUAGCGAUUUUGAAAUUACAGAUUUUCAUCAAAGAGCCUUAGAAAUAAUCACUUUUGUUGGUUGUGGCCUAUCAAUAUUAGGGUGUACUCUUACCCUUAUUACUUACUAUGCAUUCUGGAGAUAUGUUAAAAAUGAAUGGACUGUUAUUUUAUCGAAUAUGUGUGUUGUUUUGAUCAUUGGAUAUUCCGUUUUCUUAAGUUCUACAAACGUCACAGACAAUGAGAUUGCUUGUAUCAUAGUAACAGCAGUUCUACAUUACGUGUUUUUGGUAGUAUUCUUCCUUAUGCUAUGUGAAGGAAUAUCAGUAGCUAGAUCUGUCACCGUUGUUUUCAAGAGAAAAUCUGAAGCACGUUUUUAUUUACCAUUUGCUUGGGGAGUUCCGUUGGUGAUUGUAGGAAUAACUCUAGGAGUUACGCGCUUAAAAGGAUAUCAUUCAGAAAAAUAUUGCUGGCUUAGCACGAAUAACUUUGUAUUUAUGGCAUUUGUUGGACCUGCUUUACUUAUUAUACUGAUUAAUAUAGGAAUAAUACAUGUUGUAUUAAAAGCUAUUUAUUCUACAAAUGCUAUGGUGAACGAAAGAUUAAAGAAAAAAGUCAGAGCCGGUGUUAAAUGCAUGGUUGUUUUAAUACCAGUAUUAGGAUUAUCAUGGUUAUUUGGAAUUCUGGCAUAUAAUGAAGAUACCAUCAUAUUUCAGUAUUUGUUUGGUAUUUCUACUUCCCUUCAGGGAUUUAUAAUAUUUAUAAGAGAUGCAGUUUCAAAUAAAAAGUUACAUGAAGGAAUCGGGAAAGCGGUGCAUAGAUACAGAUCAAACUCUAUGUUAAAAGCUAGCAGCAAAACACAGUCUUCUGGUUUACAGAACAGAUUUGAAUUUAAAGGUCACCAAAUGAGUUCAGAUGAAUAUCAAUACGACAAACCAAUGAGGGCCCAUCUGAGGAUGCGAACUUUUAUUUAAAUUUACAAUAUUUAAGUGUGAAAGAAAUAAGACAUCAAGACGACAUUUUUUAAUUAGAGAAAAAUAAUAGUAGCGUACACCAUACAAGCUGUCAAACUAAUGCAUGUAUAAUGCAAUCAAUCUAAAACUGUAAUUCUCUGAAAUUUCAUGAAAUCACUGACUGUCGUAUGUUACCUAAGUUAAACUCUCACACAAAGACUAUGUUUUUACAGAAUAAGAAUAAUUGGUAAUCAUGCACAGUAAAAAAUAGUUCAUAGUUGUCAAAUAUGAAUUUAUUCGUAAGAAAUUUUAAAUACUAUUUGCAAAAUAUCUCGGUAUAUUUUAAUUUCAGACAUCUGUGUAACAAGUUAUAUCU